Molecule: messenger RNA, 2889 nt
Organism: Onychostoma macrolepis
Lineage: Eukaryota; Metazoa; Chordata; Actinopteri; Cypriniformes; Cyprinidae
Exons: 6
Coding region: 763-1218 (151 amino acids)
Source: RefSeq, a predicted model, not a curated record
AGCUAGAGAGAGUAGUAUGUGUAGUGCGCAUACGCAUGUGUGUAUGUGUGAGUGUGUGCGUGCGUGUAUGAGUGCGAUUGUGAUUCUAUAGACUUUUUUUUUUUUCUUUUUCUUUUUUAAUCAUAUACACUUCAGCUUCAUCGUCCAUCUGUCGUUUGGAGUAAGAUUAACAUUGAUUUUACCCAUCUGGAUUUUAAAAACGUUUUUGAGGAAGAAUGUCACUGUCGCUGAUCAAUUCAACACAAUACAGGAAUCAACAUGAGUUUGUUUGCAUGGAGCUGAACAUCUCUGAAUAGACUCAUUGACUGUUCUUAGAAAGAGCUGAUCAAUCCGGAGUUUGUGUAUCAGAUAUGAAUCUGUAAUUUGAAGAAGUGAUCUUAAACAAAGCUGAGAGCAACCAAGGAAAGACAGAAUGCUUAAGACCCUUACUAAAAAACUCAGAAGACACUCUCUAAAUGAGAUUCAUCCUUUUCAACUAAAGAUUUCCUACCAUGGCAGUGAAGAAGGGGGGGAGAGUGAAGACUCAGAAGGCGAAAACCAAGAGCUGGCACAGAUUGACAGAGAGCGUCGACGAAACUGCGCUUUGACUCCUCUAGCUACUAGCCAGCAGCACAAUCAGGCAUUCUUUCUCCCGCCCACUUACGCCGUCUCCGUUUACUCCUGGACCCAAUCUUGGACCAUCACAGUUCUGAAGAGGAGCUGGAGCGCAUCGCAGGAGCCACUGGGGCCGAGGGGGGUCGAAAGUGGCACAGACAUGGAGACAUGAGCAGCGCCUCUAGUGACGAGGAGGUGAAGGACCUGUGUGGGCCGAAUGAAUCGUCGGCUGGACCUCGCUUGAGUGCCACAUCUCCCAGCCCUGUUCUCUUCAGCUCCUCUCCUCCUCGAGCUCUCAAGCCUUCCCACACCCCAGCUCGCCUUCCUGUCCGGCCCAUCAUUCUCAGCCACUUUGAACAACCUUCCAUGCCUUACUGGCGGCACCGGCCCGCUUACACAGGGGAACCAGGUCGCCCCAGCUUGGACUUGGAGAAAAUGCAGCAGAAAAUGCUUCUAAAAAAGAACUGUGGAGGGAAAACAAGGACUAUCAAGAUUCGGAACCUGAGUGGUGGUCGUCACGCACCCCGAUACUCCUAUGAUCCAUCCAUCUUCGCUUUCCGCCCUCUGAGCAACGCUCCACCCUGCAGCCCCCUGCUCCCAGCCGAGGAACCUCCAUGUGCUUGAGGGAAAGGACUGGAAACUCGCAGAGACAAAACAUCACACAUUUGUGGACCAAAAAUUCCCAACAUAAAGACAAUGUAUGCUUGCAUUGCUUUUAUUUUGCAGGAUAUUAGUGUGAACAAAGGCCCUGUGAUAAGGCCUGUUGACAAAACAGGAAGUGUGAUCAGGGCCAGAAUGUAGGAGAGGAAUGAGGAGACGGCAACCUUUUGCCUUUAGCCGUCUCAUCCUCUCUAUCUCUCAGGAAACCCACUUAGAACUUAUUAUAAUGACAAGGCCAUGACCACUGCGCUAUCUAUAAAACCACAACCAAAUGGUUUGGUCUUUCUGAUGUGUUUAACAGGAGGAGUGAGGAGUGAUUGGUCAGUGGUUCGUAGAUAACGUCUCAUGAUUGGGCCACAUGGUUAUGUUGAGACCAUUGGAUUUGAGAGUAAAAUGUAAGACCACAUUUAGGUUGCGUUUGGUUUACACAGCAAAAUGUGAUGAGAGACAAUCAGUUUGAUGCCAGAAUGGGCCUUAAUUCAUUUUUGAUAAAGAGUUUUUUGAUCUGUAAACAGUGUAAACUGGAAAGCUAACAAUCAGAUACAAUCACAGCACAGGCCAGAUAUUCCAAGUCAUUGUUCAACAUCAGAUGUUAUGUAAGUCUGACCAUAACAAUGCAUCAGUAAUCAGAGCUGAUUAUCUGAUGUGUAUUCCAAAGUAAUUAAAUCUUAAGCGAAGAACGAGAAAAAAACAAAACACUAUACUAGAUUCUUUCAACAUCAUAUAUUAAACAUGCGCCUUACUAUGUAGCAUACUCAGCACUAUGUACUUAAAUACAAUGACUUUUACCAUCAAGUGACACUUUGACACUGUUUAAACACACCAGGUAUGAAAUCAUACACACAGUGGCUGAAUUGAAUACUAGCGUACUGCAUCCUGCAAAAUACACACUGUAUACUGUGUACUAUUUGGGAAAAAAAAAAAGAAAAAAGUUUGCAUUCAUUUCUGGGGGGAAAAAAAUAUUUUUAUUAAUCACACUGGAAAUAGAGGGUUAAGUCGAACAGUGUACUGUGAGAGAUAGUAUUUUUUCAGAAAAUGUGCAUACUGUUCACACUAUACAAACAACAUACAGCAGAAAUAGUAAGAUGAGUAUGCUAGUAUACCAUUCCAAACAUAGCCUAUGUGUUAUCCUUCUGAUGUGUAGAAAAUGAAGUACAGAACUCGACAUGUGAUCUUAAAUAUGGACAGCAGGAAUCCUAUCCAUGCAGUAUAUUUCAGAACCAAUCCUUCUGAGGAUUUUGAUUGUGGAUGUAAUGUAUUUAGCAGCAUACUUCAAUACUUUUUACUGAAUGUAAACUGCAGUUGUAACCCGUGUAAGGGUCAAUAAGCUAGGCCAACCAGAGGUGAACAAUAAGGACAAUUAUUCGUAGUUGUUGCAUAAGUUUCACCUAGGUGUUAACGUGUAUCUAUGUGAAACAAAUACAAUAUUUUUUGAAAUAUAGCUAUAGGGGCAUAUAGUGCAGUACAUGCUUGCAACAUGUGAAAAUUUGUCCUUUUCUGUCUCUAUGCCUCAAGUGAGGGGAAUAAAUAUUUCUUCCCAGUUUGUGUCGUUACUUUACUUGAAACACUCAAAUAUAUAUACAGUAUAAUAAAUUAUUUUUUAAUGGUCAUGAUAUGCAAGUAAAGAAAAAAAAA